Opisthocomus hoazin is the source of this 1035-nucleotide messenger RNA. It is a transcript of the gene SLA, whose product is annotated as Src like adaptor. The record is from RefSeq and is a predicted model, not a curated record. Lineage: Eukaryota; Metazoa; Chordata; Aves; Opisthocomiformes; Opisthocomidae. Gene Ontology annotation, molecular function: protein binding.
CUCCUCGACUUGAUCAGCUAAACCUUGCUGGCAGCACGAGAGCAGAGUUAUGACUACGGCUUUUUUGAGAAAUACUGCAACCUGGAAUAUCAUGCCUAGCAUUUAAAGUUCUGAAGAGCUUUGACGGAAUUAGAGAGCACAAUGGGAAAUACUGUGAAAACGCCAAGAGCCUCCAACGAAACAAAUUUGCCGAGCCAAAUGGGUCAGGAGAGCGAUUUCCUUGCUGUCCUCUAUGACUAUCCUUCAGCAGACAUCAGCCAACCUAUAUUUCAUGUAGGGGAAAAACUACGUGUGCUAUCAGAUGAAGGAGGCUGGUGGAGAGUCCAUUCCCUUACAACAGGUCGAGAAAACUACAUUCCAGGAAAAUAUGUAGCCAAGGUUUACCACGGCUGGUUAUUUGAAGGGCUGGGAAGAGAAAAAGCAGAAGAACUUCUACAGCUACCCAACACCAAGGUCGGCUCCUUCAUGAUCAGAGAGAGUGAGACUAGGAAAGGGUUAUAUUCUUUGUCGGUGCGGCACAGGCAAGUGAAACAUUACAGGAUCUUCCGCCUUCCAAACAACUGGUAUUACAUCUCUCCACGGCAAACCUUUCAGUGCCUUGAAGACCUUGUGAAUCACUACUCAGAAGUUGCUGAUGGUCUCUGCUGUGUCCUUACAACACCUUGUCUUACCCAGUGCACUAACAACAACAGCGUGAUGAAUCAAGAUCCUCCUGUGGUGAUGCGCAAUAAAAACUUCAACUGGAGAAGUUUUCACAGGCUGGAGGCGACUGAAGAUACUGAAACCACCCUGGCAGCAAUGGAUGAUUCUUGUCUCAGCUAUGGCCUGAGGGAAAGUAUCGCCUCCUACCUCUCCUUAACAGGGGAUGACAACGCUUCUUUUGCAAGAACCAGAAAGAAGAAAGCCCAAUCUCUUAUAUAUACAGGGAGCAAACAUAAGAGUACCCUUCACUUGCCACCUACAUACUAUGAAGAUUAAACGUAAGACAACCAUGGGGGAAAAAAACUGAGGGGUUAGAAGAGAAACCCAGAGCAU